AUGGCUGCUCCCCCGAAGCAGCGGAGCCUCCUCCGGAUGAUGUGCGCUUUGCUCCUCGCCGGGAUAACAGCAGCAAGCGGCUCAAACGUGUGCACAUCCAGAGGAGCCAGCACAUGCAAGCAGUGUCUGGCCGUGCACCCCAGCUGUGCGUGGUGCUUCCAAGAGGACUUCGGCCAUGGAGUUGCCGGCUUAUCUCGCUGUGAUCUGAAGAAGAACCUCCUGGCAGCGGGGUGCUCUUCAUCGACUAUGGAGUCACCGAGCAGCAAACUGCAGGUGAUUGAAGACCGGCCUCUUAGCAACAAGGCAGCGGGCGCAACACAGGACGUUACCCAGAUAAAACCCCAAAGACUCCACAUCACUCUCAGGCCGGAUGACUCCAAGCGCUUCACUGUGAAGGUGCGUCAGGUCGAAGACUACCCCGUUGACCUGUACUACCUCAUGGAUCUCUCCUACUCCAUGAACGAUGACCUGUUCCGCCUGCGGACGCUCGGCAAAGGCCUGGCUGAAGCCAUGAGCCGCACAACCAGCAACCUGCGCAUGGGCUUCGGGGCGUUCGUGGACAAGCCGCUCUCGCCGUACAUGUACAUCUCACCUGAGGAGGCGGUGAAAAACCCCUGCUACAGUAUCAAUACCACCUGUCUGCCUCAGUUCGGCUACAAACACGUUUUGUCUUUGACGGAGGAGGUGAGUCGCUUCACAGAGGAGGUGAAGAAGCAGAUGGUGUCCAGGAACCGAGACGCCCCGGAGGGCGGCUUCGACGCCAUCAUCCAGGCUGCUGUGUGCAAGGAGCAGAUAGGCUGGCGUCCCGAUGCGUCCCACCUCCUGAUUUUCACCUCAGACGCCAAAACCCACGUGGCUCUGGAUGGUCGGCUGGCUGGAAUCGUGCAGCCCAAUGACGGGCGGUGCCAUCUGGACACUGAGAACGUUUACGGCAUGUCUACCACCAUGGACUACCCGUCUCUUGCGUUGAUCACAGAGAAGAUGUCGGAGAACAACAUCAACCUCAUCUUCGCUGUCACCAACCCUGUGGUUCCACUCUACCAGAACUACAGUGAACUGAUUCCUGGCACCACAGUGGGAACACUGUCCAACGAUUCCGGAAAUGUUAUUCAGCUAAUACUGAAGGCCUACGCUAAAAUUAGAUCCAAGGUGGAGCUGGAGCUUCUAGGUGUCCCAGAGGAGCUGUCUUUGUCCUUUAAUGCCACCUGCCUGAACGGAGAGCUCAUCCCAGGCCUCAAGUCCUGCUCCGGCCUCAAAGUAGGAGACACGGUCUCGUUCAGUGUGGAGGCGCGUGCUCGCGGUUGCCCCAAACAAAAGAAAAAGACCUUCAUCAUCAAACCAGUGGGCUUCAAGGACUCCCUCUCGAUUACCGUCACCUUUGAGUGUGACUGCAAGUGCCAGGCCAAAACCCAGCCCAACAGCCCGAAAUGCAGCCACGGCAACGGCACCUUCGAGUGUGGCAUCUGUCUGUGCCAUCCGGGCCGGCUGGGCCCGUACUGCGAGUGUGCAGAGGGCGACUAUAACCCCACGGAGCAGGACCGCUGCAGUGGACCCGCAGGACCUGGGGGACCUCAAUCCGCCAUCUGCAGCGGCCGUGGCGACUGUGUGUGCGGACAGUGUGUGUGCCACAGCAGCGACUUCGGGAAAGUCUGGGGGAAGCUGUGUGAGUGCGAUGACUUCAACUGCCUGCGCUACAAAGGAGAGCUGUGCUCAGGUCAUGGCGUUUGUGACUGUGGUUUCUGCCAGUGUGCCCCUGACUGGCAGGGGGAGAACUGUAACUGCUCCAGACGCACCGAUACCUGCAUGUCCAACUUGGGUCUGCUGUGCAGCGGGAGGGGCCAAUGUGUCUGCGGGGUUUGUGAGUGCACACAGCCGGGGGCCUAUGGGGCCACGUGUGACAAGUGCCCCACCUGUCCAGAUGCCUGCACCAUGAAGAAGGAGUGUGUGGAGUGUAAACACUUCAAGAGAGGCAAGCUGUACGAGGACAACACCUGCAGUCGGAUUUGCAAGGAUGAGAUUGUGCUUGUGGAUGAACUAGAGCUCCAUUACACGAACGCUGUGAACUGCUCCUACAAAGAUGAAAACGACUGUGUGGAGUAUUUCCAGUACUAUGAGGAUGUCAGUGGCAAAUCCAUCCUGUUUGUUGUCAAAGAGCCAGACUGUCCCAAGGGUCCAGACAUUUUGGUGGUCCUUCUCUCAGUGGCUGGAGCCGUCUUGUUCCUCGGCCUGGCUGCUCUGCUGAUCUGGAAACUGCUGGUUACCAUUCACGACAGACGGGAGUUUGCUAAAUUUGAAGAAGAGCGAGCUCAGGCCAAGUGGGACACGGGGCACAAUCCACUUUACAAAGGAGCCACAUCUACCUUCACAAACAUCACAUACAGAGGAAAAGACUGAUGCUACUGAACAAAGAUGAAGAGUAGAGGACAAAAUUAUGGACUUUUGCCAUCCUUUGGGAGAAA
Nematolebias whitei (Rio pearlfish) is the source of this 2459-nucleotide messenger RNA. Its product is annotated as integrin beta-3. Gene Ontology annotation, molecular function: fibrinogen binding; fibronectin binding; integrin binding. Lineage: Eukaryota; Metazoa; Chordata; Actinopteri; Cyprinodontiformes; Rivulidae. The record is from RefSeq and is a predicted model, not a curated record. Gene Ontology annotation, cellular component: focal adhesion; cell surface; integrin complex. The transcript has 15 exons. The coding region runs from base 1 to 2394 and encodes 797 amino acids. Gene Ontology annotation, biological process: cell-matrix adhesion; cell migration; cell adhesion mediated by integrin.